This is a messenger RNA of Mobula hypostoma (lesser devil ray), 1994 nucleotides long. RefSeq names its product docking protein 2. The transcript is spliced from 5 exons. Gene Ontology annotation, biological process: Ras protein signal transduction; positive regulation of MAPK cascade; cell surface receptor protein tyrosine kinase signaling pathway. The coding region runs from base 99 to 1784 and encodes 561 amino acids. The record is from RefSeq and is a predicted model, not a curated record. Gene Ontology annotation, cellular component: cytoplasm. Lineage: Eukaryota; Metazoa; Chordata; Chondrichthyes; Myliobatiformes; Myliobatidae.
CCUCUGCAGCUGACAAUGUGAAACCACAGUUCCUGAGCUGGGGCUGGCUCGCGCCGAGAGCAGUCCGUGUCCCGGCACCAGAGGAUGAAGCCUGCAGAAUGGAAGCUAUUAUAAAGCAGGGAGCCCUACACAUGCAGCAACAGCACAAAUUUGGAAAGAAAUGGAAGAAGAUUUGGGUCUUGCUCUAUGGAGAGAGCAAUUGCUCUGUUGCUCGCCUGGAGUAUUUUGAUUUCAAGGAGGGCAUGAGCUUGACUGAGAGACAAAGCACAAAGAAGACGGAGAGUAAAAGGGUCAUAAAGCUGAGUGACUGUAUCCGCAUCACAGACGCGCCAGGCGAGAGCUGCCCCAGUGACUGUCGAUCAUUUCACCUGGAGACCAUUGAGAAGCUCUUUGUCUUUGCGGUGGAGUGCUCAGAGUAUGAUGACUGGAACAAGAGCCUGUGUGAAAUGGCCUUUCCAAUGCAUUGGAACGAAUGGCCUGGGCUAUGUAAGAGUGAAUCUACACAGCGAUCAAAGAAGACAAAGAAUAACUCUGUGGAAAUGGAGGAGAACACAUUGUACAGUACACACAAGGCCGUGACAGAGUUCCGGGUGACUGUGAGGAAGACGGAAGCAGCGGAGAGAUGUCAUCUGCAGGGAAUGUUUCUGCUCGCUGUGGAGGAAGACAGUCUGGAGCUGAAGGACUUGAAAUCUGGUGAGGUUCUCUACACCUGGCCGUACAGAUACCUGAGACGCUUUGGGCGAGACAAGGUGACGUUUUCUUUCGAGGCUGGACGGCGAUGUGCUUCUGGUGAAGGCAACUUUGAGUUUGAGACCAGGCAGGCCAAUGGAAUUUUCCAGAUUAUUGAAUCUGCUAUCAAAGUUGUCAGGCAAGCCUUCAGGGAGGAGAAACAGUUGUCUGGUGAUGUGGAAAAUGACCCCCCUCUGAGUUCCAGACCUGCACACGAGGACGAGGAGGAGGGGACACUGAGUGAGAUCGACGAGGGCCAACAGUCAGCCAAGGUCAAGAAUGAGAUGUUAAAUGCUACUCUCCCUUCCUUGAGGUGCUUGUCGCUGGAGUCAUCCUCGGACCCCAGCACCAGGCCGGCCUCCACGAUGCCCAGGAAGGCAGGGGCAAAGGGCCAGCAAAUGCACUCCAUGACAAUAUAUGGUAUGGCCAAAGGGAACCAGCCUGACCCCCCGGAUAUGCAGUCAACCUACUCUGAGGUGCGGGACGUAAUCCACAAACACAAUGCACGGGCCAACAUCAAGAUGGCGACUGGGAGGAAGACACAGGAAGGCAAGGAUGCAGUGGAAUCAGAAUAUGCUAUUCCCUUUGAUGCCAUCGCACAGACUCUGUGCCUCCCACCCCUUGUCCGACUGCCGUCCAACCAACCGGACAACACUUCUGAAAUGGCAUUUUCUACCUUCCUGCCCACAAAACGGGAGGACCCACUUUAUGACACCAUUGAUGACUCGAGCUUUGGGAGGAAGGGGAAGGCAGCCUUGCCACUGCCAAAGGAUCACAUCUAUGAUGAGCCGGAGGGGUCAGAUGUCCCCUCGGUGUAUGACUAUCCUGUGGAGGUGAAAGGUCACGCGUGGAAGAUACAGGGCCGGCAGUGCGACCCUCGGGGUCACGAGUACCCGUACAACCCACACACUGAUGACUACGCCGUGCCAAAAACAGCGAAACAGGGCGGCAGCCAAAGGAGAUCAGGAGACAGGGCGUCUCAGAGGGACAGCGGGUGUGUGGAUUCUGAAUAUGACAACAUCCUGUUCAAGAAGGUGGAGAAGAAGGGGACUUAGCGACUCAAGCUGAGGCCCGGCCAACCCACUUCACAGGUGGGGUGAGUGAUAGGGGAAGGGCACUGACCCGACACCAGACUGAACUAUGGCAGUGGACCGAGGGUCUGGGAUGGUGGGUAGUGAGGUCAGGACGUUAGCCGAACCGUAGGCUUCUCCUCACUGAGGGCAUGUGCCUACUGGGAGUGACUUAGCCUUUGGCUGAAGAGACUG